AUGGCUUCUGCUGCUCGCACCUUCACUCGCACAGCCGCCCGUGCUGCCACGAGGAACACCUUCGCUGUUGCUCCUCGUCAGGCUUUCCGUCAGCACGGCCGCCGCUACUACUCCUCCGAACCCACCAAGCAGUCCUCCUCCUCCUCCCUGCUGCUCGCCCUCGCCGCAGCCGCUGCCGGUGGCGCAGGAUACUGGUACUACACCGCCAGCGGAGCUCCCUCUGCCGCCUCGGCAAAGAUUGUGAACCCCACCAAGGAUGACUACCAGAAGGUCUACAACGAGAUCGCCAGCCGCCUCGAGGAGAAGGACGACUACGACGAUGGCAGCUUCGGCCCUGUCCUGCUCCGUCUCGCCUGGCACGCUAGCGGUACCUUUGACAAGGCGACCGGUACUGGUGGAAGCAACGGCGCCACCAUGCGCUUCGCUCCCGAGUCCGAGCACGGCGCCAAUGCUGGUCUUAUCGCCGCUCGUGACUUUCUCGAGCCUGUGAAGGCCAAGUUCCCAUGGAUCACUUACUCUGAUCUCUGGAUCCUCGGCGGUGUCGCUGCCAUCCAGGAGAUGCAGGGCCCCAUCAUCCCCUACCGCCCUGGCCGCUCCGACCGUGACGUCGCCGCAUGCACUCCCGAUGGCCGUCUCCCCGACGCCACCCAGGGCUCCGACCACCUCCGCAACAUCUUCAACCGCAUGGGCUUCAACGACCAGGAGAUCGUCGCCCUCUCCGGCGCCCACGCCCUCGGCCGCUGCCACCGCGACCGCUCCGGCUUCGACGGCCCCUGGACCUUCUCCCCCACCGUCCUGACCAACGACUUCUACCGCCUCCUGGUCGAGGAGAAGUGGCAGUGGAAAAAGUGGGAAGGCCCCAAGCAGUACGAGGACGUGGCCACCAAGACACUCAUGAUGCUCCCCACCGACAUGACCCUCGUCACCGACAAGAAGUUCAGGCCCUUCACCGAGAAGUACGCCAAGGACAACGACGCCUUCUUCGCCGACUUCUCCGCCGUCGUCCUCAAGCUCUUCGAGCUCGGUGUCCCCUUCGCCUCGGGCAGUGAGAACCAGCGAUGGACCCUCAAGCCCACCUGGGAUGAGUCUAAAUAG
Molecule: messenger RNA, 1095 nt
Organism: Clonostachys rhizophaga
Lineage: Eukaryota; Fungi; Ascomycota; Sordariomycetes; Hypocreales; Bionectriaceae
Source: the annotation of a GenBank genome assembly